This is a messenger RNA of Hirundo rustica (Barn swallow), 5617 nucleotides long. RefSeq names its product DNA damage induced apoptosis suppressor (gene DDIAS). Bases 230 to 3079 code for a protein of 949 amino acids. The transcript is spliced from 6 exons. Gene Ontology annotation, cellular component: cytoplasm; nucleus. The record is from RefSeq and is a predicted model, not a curated record. Gene Ontology annotation, biological process: negative regulation of intrinsic apoptotic signaling pathway in response to DNA damage. Lineage: Eukaryota; Metazoa; Chordata; Aves; Passeriformes; Hirundinidae.
GGAGUACCCUGCCCGCCGAGCCCCCGCUGCUCCCCCGGCUCUGCUCGGCCCGGCCCGGCCCGGCGGCACCGAACGCAGCCCACGCCCGGGGAGACAGCGAGGCAGCGGGAUCACCAGAGGGCACCAGGAACCGCGCUGGGAGCCGGGCCGCUGAAAGGCAGCGAGCGCGGCUGGCAGCUGGAGGGCUGUGUGAUUCCCCGGCCGGGUGCAGAGGUGGUGCUGUGAGCACAUGAAUAGUGUGCAGGGACUCCUGGCUGCCUCUGUGAUUUCCAUCCAGAAUUCCUGCUUCAUCUAUCCUGCCUGUCAAAACUGCUUUUCCAGGCUGAUACUGGAUUCCAGGAGGUUCCACUGUCUAAAAUGUGGCUGCACAGGUGAAGCUAAAGAUGCAAGCUACAGAUACAGGUUGUCCCUAAAGGUUGCUGACACCUAUGAUUUGUUUGACAUCACUGUUUUUGGAAGUUGCUUAGAUCCAUUCUUUGGGGUCACCGCAGAAAAUCUGCAGAGGUAUGUUCAAGACUUCAGUCAGCUGUCGGGAGAAACAAACACAGAGUCAUCUACAAGAGCAUUAGUUCAUGCAGUGGAAGCCUGUUUCAUUGGGAAAAGGUUUAUAUUUGGAGUGAAGGGUUUUGCAAGGGAAGAUAGAGGACAUUCUGCUGCCAGCAGCAUCUUGCAGAAGUGUUCCCGAACUAAUAGAAGUACAAAAAGCCUUGUAGCGUGCCAGAUCUUCCCACCAAAUGCUGCUGUUACUGGCUUUACUGUUAUCAGCUACUUAGAUCAUCUCCUGCAGUCGGCAAAAUUCAGGAGCUGUAACAACAGCUCAUAUUUACCUGAUGCCUCAUCCACUGCCAUAGAUGAACCUCUCAGUGAGCUCAGCAGCUUGUCUAGCCUGAGCAGGAACUCCUGUUUUGUUCAGUCUAGUGGCAGGGAAAGUUUUUUAGGGUGCUGGCAGCAAUCCUUCAGUCUGACUUCAUCUGUUGCUUGGGUAACAGCAGAAGACUUUCCCACUCUGGAAGUGGGAAAGCUGGCAAGUGAAUGGCAUGAACAAGAGGAGAGGCCUGUCUCUGCAGAAUUGGGCAGUGUGAGCUUCAACAAUCAAACUCUUUGGGACUCACAGUUUCUGAUCUCUCCUGUGAGGGAAGGUGAUAAAGAGAAGGAUAAUGAAUUGAGUUCACAGCUUAGACGGACUGACGGUUUCUCUGCAACUGAUAAACUGGAGAGAGUUUCCUCUUCAAACACUGAAUGUUCACAUGGAAACGGUUCCAAGUUAUUACAAUGUCCCUUGGAAUUUGAGGUAAAAAACAAUUACCCAAAAACUAAUAGUAGAAAUUAUUGUUACCUGGAAAAAUCCCCCAACUCACUUGUUUGCAAGAGAGAUGCCUCAGGUCUGAAUCACAUAAAUGUAGCUGGAGUGUCUCAGAUGGACUCUAUGCUUUGGGAAGAGCUCCCAUUCUCAGAAAGCCUAAAUGAAUUGUUAGCCAGAAUCGAGGAUGGCAGGAGUGUUGGAAGAUCGCCCAGCCUUGAUGCAGGCAAACAUGUCCAUCUUAAAAGUAGCAAGUUGGGUGUGAAUCUUAACAAAUCAUAUUCCAGGCAAGCUGUAGGUGAUUUGCCUGCAGCCAGUGUCUCAGGGAGGCUCUUGCCAUCAGCAGAGAACGAUAGUUGGGAGAACACAGUGUUUGCUUGUCUUCAGUCAAGUGCAAACCCUCUGAGUGAUGUCUCACAAUAUGAGUCUUCCCCUAGGGAUUUAUCUUCAACCCUCAAGGAAAGUGGAACAUCCUCGCCAGUUACGCCAGAGCCUUUCGUUUCUCAGAGCAGAUGUGUGCAGUCCAAAGAAGCAUCUUGGUCUGUCAUUAGGCUGCAUGGAGAAGCCUCCUGUUCAAAGAAGAGCAAGACAGCCACCUGUGUGCAUUCUGCAUGUGAAAGCUGUUUAACUGCUUGUGAAAAUAAAGAAAACUGUUCUACACCAAGCCAAAAAGCAGAUCUUACACUCACAGGGGCCCAGGUCUCUGAUCCACCAACUCCCAACAAUGCAAGAAGGAUAUAUAAAAGAGAAUUAAAACCAUUGACAGAACUGUCAGAUAAUACCUUCAGAAGUGUUAUUAGGAAAGAGCUGCAGUGGAACACCUUUCCUGAAGGCAGCUACAAUGCUUCUGCUGAUCUCUUUGAUGCAAGUUUAAGAGAGGUGGCAAAACCUGUGGAAUUCUUAAAUAAAUCAUGUAAUUCUUUCAUACAGGAAGAUACUUUGACCGAGAAGGUCACAACUGAAUCGGUGCUUUCUCCUGGAGGUGUUCCUUGUGACAAUUCAUCCCUACACAGGUCCCCUCGUGCUUUUAGCAAGCACAGUACACCUGUAACUUACUCUUUUUGUGAUUCAGAGUGCAGUUCAGUUUGCGCUCAGGACUUUGUUCCUUAUUCACAGUCAACUCCCAUGACAAAGCCUCUGCAGAAGCUGUGGCCUAUUGAGGAAAGAAGCUCUUGUAUCACCGUCUUCACCCCUAAAAAUCCCACUAAAAUCCAUUCCAAAUGCAAGCGAUCCAGGUCUUCCUUUCAGAACACUCUGCUGCAGCAGCUUACCAGCAAGUUAGUGAAACGUGGGAGACCAGGGAACAGGGAAGAAAAGGGAAGUGGUAGCUCUGCUUCCCAGCAGUUCCUUAACAGCCAGCUGCCUGCCAGCUUGGAGGAGUGCAUCCCUCCAUCUUCAAAAAAAGGGCUGAAACCAACUGCAUCUUUAAGUUUAAAAACAGUUACCUGGGCUGCUGAGUUGCAAUCCACCUGUGGGCACGCUGGCAGGAACCCUAUUUCCGAAAGCAGAAAGAACAGUGAAAAUGGUGAAAAUCUCAUCCAAAAUGAGAGAAUAAGCCCUGGGGGUAGAGCCAGGAUUCUAACAACUCCUUUAUCUGCAAGUGUCACCAAGACCUCAUUUUUAAAUGAUCCAGUCCUGAAAACUUGUUCCCCUUCAGAAGGUGAGAAUCACCUCUCAAGUGGAAAUUACUCAGGGGUUGUGUUGGAAGGGCCAACUGUCUGGUCUCCUGAGCUGUUCUUCCAAGCACGGACCCCUUUUUCCAAUAAGCCAAAAUGCUAAGAAAGAUACAUUUCUAUGCUGUGUUCUUUUUAAUUAAUUUUUUUAAACUUUUGGAAAGGAUCCAGUGGAAGAAAAGAGCUAUUUAAAACUUAAAUUGUUUAUACACCUGUUGGCAUAUGUCUUGCAAAGAGGAGGUGGGUUUAUUUUCAGACUUUUGUACCACAGUGAUGAGGGAAAUUAAAAUUUGUAUUUUCUUGAAAAUUAAUUAGGAUGUGCAAUAAACACUUUUGUAAAUGUGUGAGUAAUGAAUAGAUCUCACUUCAUAGUGUACAAGUAGGUGAAGUAUUUUUAUAUGUUCACUGUUGUCUUUACAUCACAAGAGCAGCACUGGAAUCCAUAUCCACUCCAGAUUCAUGACUGGUGACCCUCUCAGGAGAAGGGCCAAGUUUUCAUUGAAGAUUUGAUGGUGCCUUGGAUCUGAGCCCAUUUGGGAUCCUGUGACAGCUUUGAGCUGGGUGAAGGGGGCCAUCCUGAGAGCUUGAUAGCAGCUCCCAGUUUUCCUAUGGGCUUUUUCAAGUUAAAGACUGCUACUGGCAGAUUCCUGACGGUGUCUUUCAUCUCCCUGCUUUAAGGUCUUCCAUAUCCCCAAUCUAGAGCAGUUGCAUUUAGGAUCAUUGAACAGAGAAAUCUUGGAUCUGCUGCUUGUAAGCUUGUAAUUUCUACAGCACCCACUUAAGCCUCCCUCUUUGUUCAGAAGAGUUUUUCAUGAAUAAGGACAUUUACUCUCACUACCUUGUUCCUUAUCCAUGAUUUUUAAUGUGGACCACCAUCACAGAACAUACUGGUAAACUUUUUCAGUUUUUCAGUCUCUAGCCUAAGUUCUGCACCUUUUAAUCAAAUGCUUUUCCCUCUGAGGGGUGGGAGGGAGAAGGCUAUUUGGAAUGAAACAAGCUUCUUCUGUGGCUGAGCAGUGUAUAAAUGAGGUACAGCCUCUCCUGCCAAGGGUGCAGAUGUGCUGAGGCUGUAGGCAGACCCAAGAAGAAAGUUAACACGUGGUUAUGCAGCAGGUCUGCACAGGUAAAUUCCUUCUACAAAGAAGCUUUUGCCAGUAAGCACUGGUUGGCUUGGUUAUUAUUUUUUUCUCCUUAUUUACAGUUGAAAUCUAGGCACAGGUUCAAAGACUUGCCUGACAUUGAAAGGACAUGGAGUACAGCUCUGGAGAUCGCUGAAAGACCUUAUCUCUCUUGCUGUCCCCAGCAAGAUAAUCAAGCAAAAGGUUUGGUGUUUAAGGAUCCUGCAACAGCAGAUGGCAGUGGAAAGAGGCACAAGAUUCCUUCUGACAGGUUCAAGCCUAGAGCCCUGCUGUCCCUGAACUCUAGACAUAAACAGAAGAAAAAGGAACAUCUUGUUACAGCAAAGAGGGAGACUGAAAAAGGGCAGAAUUAGACAUCACAAUUUUUAACAAUGUUUAAUUGAUAAGCUGAUGAUAUUUUUAAACAGAGCGAGGAAAUUUAGGUUAGAUACACAGAAAAAAAUUCUUCACAGUGAGGGUGGUCAGGCACUGGCACAAGUUGCCCAGAGAAGCUCUGGAUGUGGAUGCUCCGUCCCUGGAAGCGUUCAAGUCCAGGGUGGAUGAGGCUCUGAGUAGCCUGGUCUGGUGGAAGGUGUCCCUGCCCAUGGCAGGGGGAUUGGAACAGUCUUAAAGAUCUUUGAAGUCCCUUCCAACCCGAGACCAUUCUGUGGUUCUGUGACAAGGCAACCUGUGAAUGGAGCUGCUUGCUAAGGGCGGUGCCAGUGACAGCCCUGCUGCAGGACAUGGCAGGGCUCUGCUGUAAGGGACACAGAGCUCCCUGUGCAGGGCUUCCUGGCACAGCCAGAGGGACAGGAGGGCUUUGCAAGCUGCUGCUGAGCUGUCCAGCUGAGCUUUAGCCCAGCAAAUCAGCACACCAAAACCACACCAGGGCUGCUUCAAUCAGGGUAGGGCAGGGCUCCAGGAUGAGGCCAAGUGAAAAGUCCUGGACUCGUGCCUGCAUUUACCAAGCACUGUGCCUAUUGAAAAGAUUUAUUUGCAAAUAAAAUCCUACUUGGGGAUUUUAUUGGGGCAAGUGGGAAAAGAGUAAGAAAGAUUGCCUGUUUGGAAAUUAUAUAUCUGCAUGUAGGGCUUAUGUAGAAGAAAUGAAGUGAAAGCAUUACUCAUACCCAAAUCAUUCAGCAUAGGGAAAGCAAUACAGAAAAGGUGUUAAGACAUCGUAAUACUUGAAACCAGUUUUUUCUGCUACAGCAGAUAAUAGGGUACUGCAGUUAUCAUUGGCUCUUUAAGCAUUCCCUGGUGAUGAACUGGACAGAUCCCUCUCUAUCACCAUGGGUUAGAACUGAUCCAAGUGAGACACCAGAGACUCGAUGAAGCUAGCUAUGAAACACUGCCAGAGCUUCUACAUCAUAUACAUGACAGCAUCUUGACAUGGAAUGUUUGGUCCAGCAUGAGUGAUAUUUUUCAGCAGACAAUUCAUUCACAUACAACGGUAAGUGAUAGCUUUGGUGCAGGCUGAUGUGAUUAUAAUUAUAAGCUUGUGCAAAAAGACUAAAGCUCAGCAUGUU